AAGGCCCGCCCCUUCCGGCCUGUUGCUCUGCAGCCUCGCGCAGGAGUAAACAAAAACAGAAAAGGCACCUCACCGAAGGCGGCUUUUCCGAAGCGGGCGCGGGGGGCCGAGAGGUGGCUUUAGGGCGCAUGCGUUGUGGAGAAGCUGAGAGGCUUCCGUAGAGGCCUCUGUGUCUAUGGUGAGCCGCGAAGGGUAGAGCGGCUGCGGAGAAAACCAGGAUGGCGGCGCUGAGCGUUCGCGUAAGUAAAGGGAGAUGCGUGUUACGUAUGUAGGCAUUUGUUGAAUUCGUGCCCCCCGCUUCUACUCCAAGGAGCUCAGGGUGGAGCGCAUAGUCCUCCUGGUUUAAUCCCCACAACACCAACCCUGCGAGGUGGGCUAGGCUGAGAUUGAGAGGCAGCGACUGGCCCCCAAGGUCACGGCUUCCCCGAAUCCUAGUCCGACUCCCCAACCGUCGCAUCAGCAGCGGCUCCGUCGUAACGGAGUGGUGGGUCGGACGCUGCUGCUGCUGCCGCCGCCCUUGUUUGCCUUACGCCGCUUCCCUGCCUGUUUGUCUCGCAGCGCCUCUUUCUGCUCCCUGCCUGCGUCCUCCGCUCGUCGAAGUGCUGCUACCGCGGGGACUCUCCUUCUGACUCCGGGCGGGAUCUGCUGGAGAUCCCUCUGCCGCCUUGGCAGGCCCGGCCCCACGAAGCCCCGGCGAGGAAGCGCGCGAGGCUGCUGUACGAGAGCCGCAAGAGGGGCAUGCUGGAGAACUGCCUCCUGCUCAGGUGAGCCGCCGCCUUCUGUUCUGCCUUUCCUAAACCACCUCGUUGUUUUCAACUUGGACUUGUUUCCUGGUAACCAUAUUAAGAAUCGUGUCUUUAAAAUUCCCACACUCCAGUAUUUCUCCCCCUCUUUUAGUAUAUUUUUUUCUAUUAUUAUUUCACUUUAUAAUGUAUAUAAAACAGAGAUAAGAAUGAUGAAACUACUGUAUGUUCUCUGGGCAGUUUAAACUGAUAAAAUGCAACUGGAAAUUUAGCUGGAAAACAGUGAGUACAAAAUCAUUGUUGUCUUUCUCCAUAUUGUGCAUCAUUUUAUAAACCUACAUUUUUAAAAAAAGAAAUGUUGUUCUCUCCUUGCACUUGGAAAUACCCUUAUCCAAGGACAGCGCUAGGAAGCAUUGUUAUGAAAUAGUGAAUAUCAGCUUAUAGAGGAAAAAGGAGAAGAUUGUCCAUUCUGUUUUCUCUUGGUUAUCAAGGAUAUAGUCAGACAUUGGUUUAUCUUGAUCUGGUAGAGGGAACCUGGGGCUGAAUGUGGUCUCCCCUCUGGGCCCCUCUAUCCAGCUUCUGGGACUCUUCUCCAAAGGCCACACCCCUCAGUAGCCCUGCUCCUCAUUGCUUUUGCCUGGACCUUGAACUGUAACAAUGCCUUUUGUUUGUCUGAAUGGGUGUGCAGAAAUUUCUGACACUUGCAUAGCUGGAAUGUAGUAUCUUUAUUACAAUGUUGUAUCUGUAUCUUUUUUUCUACCUAGUUUGGUUUUCCCAGUAUGCUUUUUUAUUGUUUCCCAUAGUUUCUUUGCCAAAGAGAAUCUGAAUCGAAUGAAUGAGCAACAGCUGGAUCUUUAUGAUCGCCUGAUUAAUGAGCCCAGCAAUGAUUGGGAUAUCUACUACUGGGCAACAGGUAAAGCAAAACACUGUAUUUUGGGGUCACUUGCUAUUGGCUUUUAUGUGACUUGGGGGGCGUGUCUUAUGAAGGGCAUUUCACAAUAUAAAAACUUAAAAAUAAACAACAUAGUAACAAACAAAAACAAUAACCCCCCUGCACACAGUUAAAAAGGCCAAAGGCCUGGGAGAACGGGAAUGUUUUUGCCUGAUGCCUAAAGAUAUGUAAAUGAAGACAUCAGGCAAGCCCCUUUGGGGAGAACAUUCCACAAGUGGGGAGCCGUCACAGAAAAUGCUUGUUCUCAUGCUGCUGCCCUCUGGACCACACACAGCAGCACAGUACACGUAAUAUUUCGACCUCUGUCCUGAAAAGGUGUGUGAUUGUCCUAGAAGGCUGUCACUGACAAUCCGAAAUACAGUUUUAGCUAUGAGCAUCUAAAAAUUGUCAUGUUCACCAUAUAAACAUCCCAACUCUAGCAGUCAGGCUGAUCAAGAGUAUAACUAAUGUAUAUACCUUUAAAACAUAUGUAUUUUUAUUUGCAGUAAGCCCUUUUUGAAUUUAGUAGAACUUAACAUCCUCCUUAACAAGUAUAGUUUUAGGUUGCAGAACUGCUGUAUAGUUAAUGAUAAUACAGUGGUACCUCGGGUUAAGAACUUACUUUGUUCUGGAGGUCCGUUCUUAAGCUGAAACUGUUAUUAACCUGAAGCACCACUUUAGCUAAUGGGGCCUCCUGCUGCUGCUGUGCCGCUGCUGCGCAAUUUCUGUUCUCAUCCUGAAGCAAAGUUCUUAACCCGAGGUACUAUUUCUGGGUUAGCAGCAUCUGUAACCUGAAGCGUCUGUAACCUGAGGUACCACUGUAUAUUAUAUAUUUUAUGGCAGGGGUGGGGAACUGGAUCUGGCUAGUAGGCCAAUACUCUGCUUCCCACGGGCCAACUUUGACAGAUGCAUAGGACCACCCAACUGUCAGUCACCUGAUGGCAUAAUACAUCAAAUGACACCUAUCAACAUUCAAAUGGGUUACUAUACAACAAUCUUAUUUGAAGAUGCACUUUCAGCACCAAUUAGCUGACGAGCAUUACAGGGAACCUUUGAAGUCCAUUUGGAGGUAGCAAUUAGGAUUCAAAGUGUUUGCUCCAAACAGCUAGUUGUUUUUUCUCUCCAAAGGGGAAAAUGCUCUGUUUGGAGUGCCACUGACUCGUAGCAGGGCUCCCUGUCUGCAUUAAUCAGCUGAUUGGUGCUGACAGAGAACCCUUCUUUCGAAGAAAUAAUUUGAGAACUCAUUUUAAACUCCUGAUUGUUCUUUUCUUGCCUAUACCUGCCCCAUUUCACUUACGACGUCUUGUGGGUUGUGGGCAACAGCCUCAUGUGACCUGCACCAGCCUACCGUAUUUUUCGCUCGAUAACACGCACCCGACCAUAACAUGCAUGUAGUUUGUAGAGGAAAACAAUAAUAAUAAUAAUAAUAAUAAAUUUUAUUUAUAUCCCGCCCUCCCCAGCCAAAGCCAGGCUCAGGGCGGCUAACAACAAACAAAUAAUCAAACAAUCAAAUAAUCCAACAUUCUAAAACAUUUCAUUAUAAAAUUAAUUAAAAUCAAAUUAAUGGCAACCGUUAAGCAAAGUUCUGUGCAGGUUGCCGGAGGUGGGAGUCAGGCUGGGCCCUGACCAAAGGCCUGGUGGAACAACUCUGUCUUGCAGGCCCUGCGGAAAGAUGUCAGGUCCCGCAGGGCCCUAGUCUCUUGUGACAGAGCGUUCCACCAGAUUGGAGCCGCAGCCGAGAAAGCCCUGGCUCUAGUUGAGGCCAGCCUAACCUCUCUGAGGCCUGGGACCUUCAGGAUGUUUUUAUUUGCAGACCGUAGGUUCCUCUGUGGGGCAUACCAGGAGAGGCGGUCCCGUAGGUACGAGGGUCCUAGGCCGUAUAGGGCUUUAAAGGUUAAAACCAGCACCUUAAACCUGAUCCUGUACUCCACCGGGAGCCAGUGCAGCUGGUAUAGUACCGGAUGAAUGUGAUCUCGCAGCGAAGACCCCAUAAGGAGUCUCGCCGCGGCAUUCUGCACCCGCUGGAGUUUCUGGGUCAGUCUCAAGGGCAGUAGAGCGAGUUACAAUAAUCCAGUCUGGAGGUGACCGUCGCGUGGAUCACAGUGGCUAGGUCAGGGCGAGAGAGAUAAGGGGCCAACUGCUUAGCUUGGCGGAGAUGAAAAAAUGCCGCCUUUGUUAUAGCUGUAAUCUGCGCCUCCAUAGAGAGGGGGGUAUCGAAGAUUACACCCAAACUCUUAACGGACGGUGCUGGCACUAAUUGCACCCCCGCAAGAGAUGGGAGUUGCCCACAAUCCCAUAUCGUCCCGUCCCAGCCAGAGGACCUCUGUCUUCGAAGGAUUUAACUUCAACCGGCUUCCGCGUAACCAUCCAGCCACAGCUUCCAAACAUCUGGUCAGUGUGUCUGGGGCCGAGUCAGGAUGGCCAUCCAUCAACAGAUAGAGUUGGGUGUCAUCGGCAUACUGAUGGCAACCCAGCCCAAAACUCCGGACAAGCUGGGCGAGGGGGCGCAUAAAGAUGUUAAAAAGCAUCGGGGAGAGUAUCGCACCCUGAGGCACUCCACACACCAAGGAGUGGCGGGAUGACAAUUCCCCCCCAAGCGCCACCCUCUGUCCCUGACCGGAGAGAAACGAGCGCAGCCAUUGAAGGACUGUGCCCUGGAUCCCCACGUCGGCAAGGCGGUGGUCCAGGAGUUCGUGAUCAACCAUGUCGAAGGCUGCUGACAGGUCUAGAAGAAUCAGCAGCCCCGACCCGCCUCGAUCCAGCUGCCUGCGGAGAUCAUCUGUUAGGGCGACCAGAGCCGUCUCGGUCCCAUGACCAGCGCGGAAGCCAGACUGGAAUGGAUCCAGAGCCGAUGUUUCAUCCAGAAACCUACCAAGCUGUUCAGCAACCGCUCUCUCAAUCACCUUACCCAGGAAUGGAAGAUUCGAAACCGGCCGGUAAUUGGAUAGAUCUAAAGGAUCUAAGGAUGUUUUCUUUAAGAGCGGGCGCACCACUGCCUCCUUCAGUUCCCCUGGGACUAUCCCGGUGCCAAGGGACAAAUUGAUGAUACCCCCCAGGGGGGCCCGCACCUCGUCUGGACACGCUCUAAUCAGCCAAGACGGGCACGGGUCAAGAGGACAGGUGGUGGGCUUUCCAGCUCGGAGGAGUCUGUCCACAUCGGCUGGGGAUAUCCGAUCAAAGUGGUCCAAUACUGGACCCGAGGACAGUCGAGGGGCCUCCAGUUCCUUUAUUGUAUCCAAAUUGGCAGGGAGGUCAUGGCGGAGCAACAGGACCUUCUCCGCACAAAAGCUCGCAAAUGCCUCACAGCUGUGUGUCAGAUUGUUAUUUAAAUUUGGCUGUCCUUCAAGGGACGUUAAAGACCUAAUUAUACUAAAUAAUUGCGCCGGGCGAGAGCUAGCGGAUGCAAUGGAGGCCGAAGUAAGACUUCUUCGCAGCCUUCACCGCCAUCUCGUAGGUUUUCAUUAAAACCCUAUAAGAUGUUCUUGAGGCUCCGUCACGGGCACCCCGCCAUACUCGCUCUAGCCGUCUUAGGUCCCGCUCAUUUUCCGAAGCUCCUCGGUAAACCAGGGAGCCCGGUUUCUGCGGAGUCGCAGAGGGCGCUUAGGUGCGAUCUCAUCUAUGGCUGCCAGGAGCUGGGUAUUCCAGCCCUCAACAAGCUCAGUCAAUGAGUCGCCAGGGGAGCAAGGUCCCGCAAGGCUUGACGGAAUCUAUCAGGGUCCAUCAGCCUCUGCGGGCGAGCCCAAAUCGGCUCGCCACCUAAGCAGGGUGGGGGUGGAAAGUCAAUCCUGGCUUUCAGAGCGUAGUGAUCAGACCAUGGCACCUUAAUUGAAGGAGACAUGAUCACAUCUAUACCUACGCCAAAGAUCAAAUCCAGCAUGUGGCCUGCUUGAUGUGUGGGGCCUGAAACAAACUGGGAGAGCCCUAGUGUUGCCAUGGAAGACACCAGGUCCAGAGCCUGUGAGGAGGGAGUGGCAUCAGCAUGGAUGUUGAAGUCCCCCAAUACCAAUAGGUUAGGGAACUCCAAGGCCCAGCCGGCCACCGCCUCCAGUAGGCCUGACAGGGUGGCUGCUGGUGCGCUAGGUGGCCGGUACACCAGCCAGACAGCCAAGCUCACCUCAGAGCCCCACACUAGGCCAACACAUUCAAUGCCAGGGAUCGAUGGCGAUGGUAGAGCCCUGAAAGGACAAUCUUCCCGGAUUAAUAAUGCCACCCCUCCCCCCCCGGCCCACAGUCCGUGACUGGUGGAGGACGGAGAAACCCGGGGGGCGCCAUCUCUCGUAAGGUAACUGUUGCCCCUUCGCGUACCCAGGUCUCCGUCACACAAACCAGGUCAACCACCUGCGAGGUAAAGAAAUCUCGCAGAGUGGCGGUUUUGUUGCCUAUAGACCUGGCAUUGCACAACACCAGUGACGGAGGUGAGUAAUCCUUGCUCACCCUACCCUCGUCCCUCGGGAUGGGGCGCAGAUUGGAAGGGGUACGAGCAUAUCCGUAUCUCGAUCCCCUUCGCCUAUAACAUCUGCCCCCCACCACCAUACCUCCCUCGCCCCUCCACGGUAGCAAUCCCAAGCCUCAUACAAGCCUCCAUUUACAAAAUAGAAAACCAAACCAAACUGAAAACAAUUCUACCUAAGCAAAACCAACCCCCACCCCAAACCACAAUAAAACAGAACAAAAUAAAAAUACAUAGAUAAAAACCACUGUUCACGGUGGUACAAUAACGUAAGAAGUAAAAACACCUUUAAAAUACUUAUAAAAAAUAUAUAAAAACAUUUUUAACAAUUGCUGCGGCAGCACCAGUGUCCUUAAAACUGUAGCGGAGGUGAGUCUGGGCCCCGCCCCCUAGGCCAGGUGGAAUCAGCCUGUAGAGGGACCGGCCUUCCCCAACACUCACGGUGCAGCAGCAGCGAUGUCCCAAUGCCUCAGUGAGGCUUCUCAAAGCUGUGGCGAAGGUGAGUCUGGGCCCCGCCCCCUAGGCCAGGUGGAAUCAGCCUGAAGAGGGAGCGGCCUUCCCCAACACUCACGGUGCAGCAGCAGCGAACAAGAAAAAAAAUAUUCUACACGAAACAGUGGAUGUAUGAUUUUUGUGGUUCAUGCUGAUCUGAUGGUGAGUUUGGGGUAGCCCAAUGCAAAAAUCCUGAGGAUCCAUGUGGAUCUGUGCUUUGUAACCACGUUUUAAGUGGGGAGGGAAGGAAAAGCACUCAAGGGACAAGAGUACGCGUGGAGCAAGCUCUGCUUCUCUCCCUCCCCCCCCCCCCCUUAGCGAGCUGAAAAACUUUGCUGGAGGGACAGAAAAUGAUAGAUUUUUUCAAGCUUGACUAGUGUCAUGUACCACCUGUAUAUCAUUUUCAUAAUAUUCUCUCUUAAGGCAUUACAUGCCGUGAACUUCAUACCUGUGGUCCAUAACUGUUCCCAGUCAGCCAUCAUAAUGUUAUGUCCAACAUCUUGUGCCCAUUUAAUCAUAACAGAUUUCACUGUUUCAUCUUGAGUAUUCCAUUUCAACAGCAAGUUAUACAUUCUUGACAAAUUCUUAACUUUAGGUUCUAACAGUUCUGUUUCCAAUUUUGAUUUUUCCACCUGGAAGCCAAUUUUCUUGUCCAGAUUGUAUGCCUCCAUUAUUUGAUAAUAAUGAAGCCAAUCUCGCACUUAAUUUUUUAGUUUUUCAAAGCUCUGCAAUUUCAAUUUAUCUCCCUCUUGUUCCAGAAUUUCCCAAUAUUUCGGCCAUUUGGCCUCCAUAUUGAGCUUUUUCAGAGCCUUCGCUUCCAUCGGUGACAACCACCUUGGAGUUUUAUUUUCAAGUAGAUCCUUAUAUCUUGUCCAGACAUUAAACAAUGCUUUCCUGACAAUAUGGUUUUUAAAUGCUUUAUGUGCUUUGACCUUAUCAUACCACAAAUAUGCAUGCCACCCAAAUACAUUGUUAAAACCUUCUAAGUCCAAAAUGUCUGUGUUUUCAAGAAGCAGCCAUUCUCUCAGCCAACAAAAUGCGGCUGAUUCAUAGUAAAGUUUAAGGUCUGGCAGGGCAAAUCCACCUCUUUCUUUUGCAUCCGUUAGUAUUUUGAAUUUUAUUCUAGGCUUCUUGCCCUGCCAGACAAAUCUGGAAAUAUCUCUCUGCCACUUCUUGAAACAGUCCAUUUUGUCCACAGUUUGCAGUGUUUGAAACAAAAACAACAUUCUUGGCAAUACAUUCAUCUUUAUCACAGCGAUACGGCCUAGCAGUGAAAGCUUCAAAUUUGACCGUAUUUCUAAAUCUUUUUUCACUUCAGUCCAACAUUUUUCAUAGUUAUCCUUAAAUAAAUUCACAUUUUUAGCAGUCAUGUUAACCCCCAAAUAUUUCACUUUCUAAACCAGUGUUAAUUCUGUCUCCUUCUGAAACCUCUCUCUCUCAAUCACUGUUAAAUUUUUCUCUAAAACCUUAGUUUUUAACUUAUUCAACUUAAAUCCUGCAACCUGACCAAAUUCUUGAAUCAGUUCUAUUACUCUUUUAGUACUAGAUUCUGGCUCCUGUAAUGUCAAUACUAAGUCAUCUGCAAAUGCUUUCAAUUUAUACUGUUUAGCUCCGACUUGUAUACCCUUAACCAAUUGGUUCCUUCUAAUCAUAUUUAAAAGAACCUCUAGGACCGAUAUAAAAAGCAAUGGGGAAAUUGGGCAACCUUGUCGUGUCCCUUCCUCUAUCUUAAAUUCCUCCGUCACCACAUUCUUAACAAUUAGUUUAGCCUUUUGUUCAGAAUAUAUUGCACUUAUACCGUUUUCAAAACCUUGACCAACCCCCAUCCCCUGUAGGUUUCUCUUCAUAAAACUCCAGGAAAUGUUGUCGAAAGCUUUCUCCGCGUCCACAAAUAUCAAAACUGCCUUGGUAUUAAUGUUCACUUGUAAUUUCUCCAAAAUGUUAAUUAUGUUUCUCAUAUUAUCAGACAAGUGUCUGCCCGGGAGAAAGCCUGCUUGAUCUUUGUGUAUCUCUUCCACUAAUAUUUUUUUUAAUCUUUUAGCCAAAAUAUCUGCAAAAAUUUUAUAAUCCACAUUAAGAAGAGAUAUGGGGCAGAGAGCCUGCUUGCUUUAAAGGAGCCUACCGGACAGGAGCCGCUUACAGGAGUGUAAGCGGCUCCUGUCCGGUAGGCUCCUUUCAGCAAGCAGGUUCUGCUCUCUCCCUCCUCCCCUUAGCGAGCUGAAAAUCUUUCCUGCUAUUUCAGCAAGGGGAUGAGAGAGUACAGAGAGCCUGCUUGCUUUAAAGGAGCCAACCGGACAGGAGCCGCUACACUCGUGUGCGGCUCCUCCCUCCCGCUUUGCUCCUUUAAAGAAGCAGGCACUCUGUCCCUCUCUCCUCCCCAUUCAGCGGCUCUUCUCCCACUGGAAACCACGGAGGAGGGAAGCAUUCGCUCUGUAACACACACAGACAUUUCCCCUUACUUUCUAGGAGGAAAAAAACGCGUGUAAUGGAGCGAAAACUACGGUAAUUAGGGCCACGGGCUGAGACUUCCCACUGCCAUUUUACAAGAAGUUCCAAAAACAUUCUUGCUCCCUGUCACAUAAAAAAUGCCUUUCGUUUGUUUGCAAAGCAAGCAUUCCAUUUUGUUUCCUUUUCUGUACUUAACACACUAACUGGGAUGUCUUUGAAAUGGGGCUUGACAAAUAAUUUUAAGUCCAGUGACAAAAUGAUAUUGGAAGACCUACUAGAUCUGUACACUCUGUAGUUCUGAGCAGGAGUAGCCAAUGUGAUUUCAUCCAGAUUUUGCUGGACUACAACUCUUAUCUUUGUUGGCUGGCACUGAUGAGUUGGAAUCCAACAUCUGGUGGGCACCUCAGUGUACAGAAUCGUCAGACAUUGGUAGCAGAGCUUAUACUGUUAUUUCAUUUCUUCCUUUUUUCUCCCCAAAGAAGCAAAGCCUGCUCCAGAAAUCUUUGAAAAUGAAGUCAUGGAGAUGCUUAGAGAGUUUACCAAAAACAAGAACAGAGAAAAGAGACUGCAACAACCAGAUCUUGAGUAUCUUGUUGAAGCUUCACACUGAUCUUGUGGUUUCUGGAGAAGGCCAUACAUUCUGGACAUCCUUUGAAACCUAGAAGCACACACUGUGGUAUUUAGGCCUCUUGAGUCCCACUCUUGUGAAAUAUUUCCUAAAUGGUCUGUUUUCCAUGCUUUGCUUAUCUGUAAUAAAGCUUCAGUGAUGCGGUCCUUUAGAUACUUGGUUAUAGCUCCAAUUAAAUUCAAUGCAACACUUCUGAGAAGACAGGUAUAGAAGUGUUGACAGAGUACCUCUUCUGACUCAGAAUGCACUUCAGCAAUCCCACUGGUAUAGGACUGCAGGGUGAUUGAUAAAAACAAAAGGCACUGUCGUGUGUUCUGGUUCAUUGAGAAAUGCACAUGGUUGUUAAAUUAUACAUAACAAAUCACAGUUGUACCUCAACUUCUGAAUGCCUUAAAAGUCGAACAUUUUGGCUCCUGAACGAUUGAAAACUGAAAGUGAGUGUUCUUGUUUUCAAAUGUUCUUUUGGAAGCCAGACGUCUGACAGGGCUUCUGCGGCUUCCAAUUGGCUACAGGAGCUUUCUGAAGCCAAUCAGAAGCCGUGCUUUGGAAGUGGAACAUUUCAGAAGUUGGAUGGACUUCCGGAACUGAUUCUGUUCGACUUCCAAGGUACGACCCAACAGAUGUCAAGGCAAUAAACAACUAUUUUACUUUUAAAAGACAACUGAAGGCGGCCCUGUUUAGGGAAGUUUUUAAUGUCUGACGCUGUAUUGUUUUUAAUAUUCUGUUGGAAGCCGCCCAGAGUGGCUGGGGAAACCCAGCCAGAUGGGCGGGGUAUAAAUAAUAAAUUAUCAUUAUCAUUAUUCUUAUACAACUGUAGUAUUAUUUUAUAUUCUGCUCAGUUCUAGGAUUCCUGGGCAGAUUUCUGUAUUGUAUGAUUCUGUCCAAAAGGUGAACAAAUGAUUGAGAAUCAUAGAUUUGUGGAAGUCUAUGGUACUCUUCAUGCUAUAAGUGUAUUUUCAAUAAUGAAUGGAUAGCAACCCCAUAUAAUUAAUUCAUUACUGGACAUCUUAGAUGCUGAGGGUACCUUCCUUAAGCCAAUUGCUGGAGUUGGUGCAGUGAUCUGACUCCAUGCAGUCACAUGACAGCAAUGGGGUUGCCUCAGGCCUCCCCACAAGUGCAGCUUUGUUCUGGAUAUACUUACCAGAUUUCAGCUACGUCAGCCUAUGCACUGUUGGGUGUGCCCAUCACUUUCCUUCCAUUCUGCUUGAUAGGUUUAUUUGCUACUGCCUUUGUCCAAUUGCUACAACUCCUGUGUCCCUAGCCUAGAAGACUUUCUUCUUAUUAUUAUUCUUAGCCACAAAUAUUUUUGCAGGAAUUUUGAGACCAGAACUUGUACAUAUUGGUGCUGUUUGUUAGUACAUCUUCAGUAGAUCAAUGAGGCCAACAUUAACAAGCUGCACAUGGAAGAUUUGGCCCUUGCAUAUUGCCCUCGUGUAUGUCCUUGGCAGUGUGUGUGUGCUUAUUAUUUAAAGAUUUUUUUAAUCCCACUCUUCAGCCGAAAAAGGCUCGCAGAGCAGCUUACAAAUCAUUAAAAUCACUAUAUAUGCCCUCAGCCUUACAAUCUAAAAAUACAUGACACAAAGGAAAAUGGAGGGAGCUAGGAGGAAAUAGGCAAACUCUGGUUCAAAUCCAUGUUUUCAAGUUGCUUUAAUGACCAGCUGGGAUGGGAAAAUGCAAGGAGAGGAGGCGCCAAAAGCUACUGAUCUCUCAGCUGUCCCAGUGGAGUGGCCCUACAUUCCUUCUCUUCCAUCAUUGGCAACAGGCAGAUGUAAUUACUGCUACUCAGUGACAGUGGAUGCACAGAGGGGUGUAAUUCCUUCAUAGAGUAGACGGCAGCCCCUAUUCUGUGGUACCUUAUUUUAUGUGUUUUUUGUGGGGGGAAGAGUCAUAUGUUGGGAAUUGUGCCAGGGUCCCCAACUACCUUAAUCCAACUUUGGGACUCAAGGUUUUAGCUGGCACUUGUCAGUAAAAACCAGUGACACAUGGUUAUUGUUUCCCCCCCUGCUGACCCUAUCCUUUAUACCGUAUUUUUCGCCCUAUAGGACGCACUUUUCCCCCUCCAAAAAUGAAGGGGAGAUUUGUGUGCGUCCUAUGGGGCGAAUGCAGGCUUUCGCUGAAGCCUGGAGAGCGAGAGGGGUCGGUGCGCACCGACCCCAUUGCUCUCCAGGCUUCAGAAAGCUAUCCGCAAGCCGUGGGAGAGCUGUGUGACUUCGCGCAGCUCUCCCACAGCUUGCGGAGAGCAGCCUGUUCUGGGGGCUGGGGUCAGGGGAAGCUCGGGCGCCUGUGGGGGAAAUAAUUUUUUUUUUCUUUAUUUCCCCCCCAAAAAACUAGGUGCGCCCUAUGGGCCGGUGUGCCCUAUGGGGCGAAAAAUACGGUAGUUGGUGUCUAUUCAUUUCACUCCUCUUCCCUCAUUUGGUACCGUCUGAUAUAGUGGCAGCUGCUGAAUUAAAUGGAUACUGUCUGUCCUUUGUAGUUGUUGUAAUUUGAUGAGUUUGGCAGUUAGUGAAUACUCACACUGUCUCCCCCGCACCCCCAGAUGUAGAAUAAUUCCCACCCACUUGCUAUACCAAGCAAAGUUUAAUAUAGAAGUACACAAUAUACUGUUAAACAAUGAAUAUCUCCAACUAAACAUUCGAAAAAACUUUCUGGCAGCAAGAGCUGCUCAACAGUGAAACGGACUCCCUUGGAAGGUGGUGGGCUCUCGUUCCUUGGAGGUUUUUAAACAGAGAUUGGAUGGCCAUCUGUCAAGGAUGCUUUAGCUGAGAUUUUUGCAUUGCAGGGGGUUGGGCUAGAUGACCCUUGGGCCCCUUCCAACUCUAUGAUUUAUUACAUUUUUAUACUGCCUUUCAUUCAAAGAUCACAGGGCAGUUCUCAACAUAGACAAACUGAGAACAAAAAAUUAGAAGCCGAAAGUAGAAUUUAACUUACAAGAACAUUAUUAUUUCCCAGAACACAAAAAUGUGUGCCAUUUGCUGACAAAACAAGGUUCUUCACUCCAGAUUCCUUAUUCCAAAGGGGACCACCCUUCCAUUUGAAAAUUUUAUGUGAAAUACUU
Molecule: messenger RNA, 12747 nt
Organism: Podarcis lilfordi (Lilford's wall lizard)
Lineage: Eukaryota; Metazoa; Chordata; Lepidosauria; Squamata; Lacertidae
Source: the annotation of a GenBank genome assembly